This is a messenger RNA of Venturia canescens, 2540 nucleotides long. RefSeq lists its product as uncharacterized. The coding region runs from base 222 to 2348 and encodes 708 amino acids. NCBI's taxonomy places the organism in Eukaryota, Metazoa, Arthropoda, Insecta, Hymenoptera, Ichneumonidae. The record is from RefSeq and is a predicted model, not a curated record. The transcript has a single exon.
GGGUAUGAACCAUCAGUUUUUUAAAACAUAAAUCUCUACAUUUUUUUGCACUUUAGUAACUUUAAGCACAGAAUUUGGUUAUUUUCGAAUUCGAAUAUUCACUGCUGGUUCUAAAAAUGUGAAAGCUUCGUUUUAGAAUUGAAAUGAUUAAUGGAAAUCCCACAGAUUCGGUUAUUCUGACACAAAACACCAAAGUGUGUAUAUUUUUUUUUUUCUCGUAGAUGGAAGGGCGUAAAAGAAAACGUGAAACAGAAAUUUGUGAAAGACAACGUCGCAGACGGAUUAACCAAAUUAUAUGCAACUGGGAAUGUGAAUCUUCUUAUGAAGUACCAGAAAUUCAAUGCCCACAGUACUCUAUUUCUGACUCAACACCAAAUUCUCAAAAUAAUGACAUAAUCUGUCAUAAUAAUACGUGUGAUUUUUCAACUCCGUCGGUCGAAAACCAUGCUUCUGUUCUACCAUUAGAUCGCUCUUACCAAACUAAUUUUUAUCCAGAUAGAAAUGAGAACAUUGAUAAUAAUAUCCCUGCAAGUCCAAUUAUAGAAGUUUCUUCUGUAAAAAGCGUGAACGAAAAAUGUGAAGACGUGGAUUUUUUUACUGCCAAAUUGAGAAAGUGGGCUGUUGAAGAAAGAAUUUCGCAUAUGAGCUUGAAGAAAUUGCUACUUUUAUUACGAUCCAUCCCCAGUUUAUCUACCGAAUUGCCUUGUGAUCCUCGAACACUUUUGAAAACUAUGCGGCGGACCGCAAUUCGAGAAGUAUUUCCUGGUCACUAUUAUCAUUUCGGUCUUGCCACAAGUAUACGUGAUGUUUGUCAUAGAAUGAAAAACUUUAAUCUUGAAGAAAUUGCUCUUGCUAUAAAUAUUGACGGAGUCCCGUUGUUUGAUUCUUCAACGGCCUCGCUGUGGCCAAUUUUGGGGAACAUUAUACCUUAUAAAGAAGUAUUCAUGAUUGGAGUAUAUUAUGGACAAAAAAAACCUGAGGACCCGAAUGAAUUUUUAAGUCAAUUUGUCGAAGAAGCCGUUGAAAUUUAUGAAAAUGGUAUUAUGAUAAGGGAAAAACUGUACAAAUUUUCCAUCAAAUUAAUUGUUUGCGACGCUCCAGCAAAAUCUUUCGUUUUGGGUGUCAAAGGCUGUACUGGAUUCCACAGCUGUACAAAAUGUGUAACGAAAGGGAAAACAUUGAAAUAUCGCAGGUGUUUUCCCAAAUUAAAUGCUACGAGACGUACCGAUGCAACAUUUUUGGAGUAUCGCGAUAAGAAAUAUCAUGAGUGCAAAACAUGUUUAGACAAUAUUCCAGGAGUGGGGCUGGUAUCAAGUGUCACUCUUGAUUACAUGCAUCUGAUACUGUUGGGUGUUGUAAAAAGAUUGUUGCUCCUAUGGCUUCAUGGCGAUAACUCUUAUAGACUUGGCCGCUUACAGAUUAAAAAAAUCUCAAAACUGCUCAAAAAUAUAAGGCUCUACAUUCCAAAUGAUUUCGGUCGAAAACCCCAAAGUUUGGAGUUCGUUAAAUUGUGGAAAGCUAUUGAAUUUAGGCAAUUUCUUCUCUAUACGGGGCCAAUCGUUUUACGAAAGGUUUUGUCAGAUGGAAUGUAUAAUCACUUUAUGACCCUCCACGUUCUGAUAAGAAUAUUAUGCGAAGUAGAACAGCAUCAGGAUAAACUCGAUUACGCUGAGAAUCUUGCAAAACACUUUAUCCGAUCGUUCGGAGAAAUAUAUGGUGUCCAUCUCAUAACGCACAAUGUACACGGUAUUAUCCAUUUGGUGGAAGAUGCGAGAAUACAUGGAUCAAUUGAAAAAUUUAGUGCGUUCAAGUUCGAAAAUUUUAUGCAAACAUUGAAAAAAAUGGUACGAAAACCUGAUAAACCCCUGCAACAAAUAGCCCGGCGCUACGGAGAAAUUCAAACGGCUAAAACUACCUGUUCAGAUAACAAUGAGAUCUCUGAUGAUUUGAAUUUAAUUGCAAGUUCUUCUCAUAAUGAAGGACCUCUCCCUGAGAGUUGCUGCAACCCUCAGUAUAAAAUAAUAAGAUCGUCAAAAUUUACUAUCAGGGCUGGUGGGCAAGCCGAUAGUUGCUGUAUUCUUAAAAAUGGUGACAUAUUUACGGUUUCCAAUAUAGCAACUUGUCGAGACACCCAGGAAUUAAUGAUCAUCGGUCGAAAACUCGCAUUCGAAGAUAAUUUUUUUAAUAUUCCCUGCCCAUCAUUGGCUCUAGGAAUAUAUAAAAUGAAAAACAUUAGCAAUCAACAAUUAUCUUUACACCCGCUUAGUGAUAUUAUUAACAAAUGUGUAAAGCUCCCAUACAAAUCAUCAUUUGUUAUCUUUCCUUUUCUACAUACCAAUAACCACUGAAUUUGAGAAAAAAGUUUCUAAUAUUCAGAGAGAACGAUGGAUAAGAAUAAGAAGUAGUCACUUGUGUCUAUGAUAUGAAAAAAGUGCGCAUCUGUAUAUCCACGGGUCAUUUCGAUUCUAUUAUAUUAUUUGGUUAGUUUGUUUUGAUAAUCAUCGGUUGUGUUAUUCAAUAUAAUUUUUUUCAUAAUUCAU